UGCGGGCGGCGGGAGCGGAGGGAGAGCGCGCAGGCCAGGCUCAGGCCCACCUUCCAGCGGCUUCUCUCUGCAAGAAUGGGGGCAUCCGCGCGGCUUCUGCGCGCGGCGAUCAUGGGGGCCCCCGGCUCAGGCAAGGGCACCGUGUCGUCGCGCAUCAUCAAGCACUUCGAGCUGAAGCACCUCUCCAGCGGGGACCUGCUCCGGGACAACAUGCUGCGGGGCACAGAAAUUGGUGUGCUAGCCAAGACUUUCAUUGACCAAGGGAAGCUCAUCCCAGAUGAUGUCAUGACUCGGCUGGUCCUUCAUGAGCUGAAGCAUCUCACCCAGUGUAGCUGGCUGCUGGAUGGUUUUCCAAGGACAGUUCCACAGGCUGAAGCCUUGGAUAGAGUUUAUCAGAUAGACACGGUGAUUAACCUGAACGUGCCCUUCGAGGUCAUUAAGCAACGCCUCACUGCUCGCUGGAUUCAUCCAGCCAGUGGUCGCGUCUACAACAUCGAAUUCAACCCUCCUAAGACCGUGGGCGUUGACGACCUGACUGGGGAGCCUCUCGUCCAGCGUGAGGACGACAAGCCGGAGACGGUCAUCAAGAGGCUGAAGGCGUACGAGGCGCAGACGGAGCCGGUCCUGGAAUAUUACCGGAAGAAGGGGGUGUUGGAAACAUUCUCUGGAACAGAAACCAACAAGAUCUGGCCCCAUGUAUAUGCUUUUCUCCAAACAAAAGUUCCACAAACAAACCAGAAAGCCUCAGUUCAUCCAUGAGGAAAAAUGCAAGUAAUUAGUGCAAUGAGCAGAACCUUCUCCUCAUCCUAAGACUCCUGCACGUAUGAAUUCUUUGAAAAUGAUAUUUUGAUUUCUAUUGAUUUUUUUCUAGAUACUAAGGAUGUGCCAGAUGAGUCAGAUACUAAGAUUUCUCUUCUGAAAUUGUCUAGUGUGUUUUAUUCAGUUAUCUUUUGUGGGUGUGCAAUCAUAAAACAUCAGUGAUGUCUUAACAAAAAUUUUUUUAGAUCAAAAUGAAAAGAGCAAUUAGUAAUCUGAUUUUUGUUCAGUAAGAGUAAGUGGUUGAUAAAGGUUUCCAUGUUUUUCUGGAAAAGUAAACAAAAAAAGACAUUAUACUGAUUUGGGGAGAGUAUCUUAUCGAGGCAUAUAUAUAGACUGAUGCCAAGUAGAGACAUUCCUAGCGCUGUGGGAUGUGUUUUUGUGAGACACUGUAUCUCUAAAAUUCCAGAAAAAAACAACUGGAUUUACAGAUCAGUUGCAGAAUGCAAAUUCACUGCUGCCUUUAAACUAAGAAACGUACAAGCCGGCCAUAUAUACUCUUAUUUAUUUUGUUGUUAAACGUAUCUUCCUUUUACUUAGAAUUUCCAAUUUGCUAUAAAAAUGUGUCAGAGCAUUUAUGGUAAUAUUACUUCAGUGACUGGGUUUCUUUUGAGAAACCAUGUGUCCUGAGGGAUAUGAUUUAUUUAGAAUUUGACACUGUAAGUUCCUGGUUAAGCAUCGAACCUGAAGGACUUUAAUUCAGUGGUAAAUGUAAAGUCUUAGGUUUUCCAGUGUGACUCAGGUUAAGAAAUGUGUGCUUUAGGAUGUACCUGCCAGUUUCUCUACGAUCAAAAUGUAUGAUAUGCUUUGAUGUUUAACAAGUACCAAAAAAAAAAAAAAGGAAGAAAGGAUAAA
Molecule: messenger RNA, 1671 nt
Organism: Trichechus manatus latirostris (Florida manatee)
Lineage: Eukaryota; Metazoa; Chordata; Mammalia; Sirenia; Trichechidae
Gene: AK3
Product: adenylate kinase 3
Exons: 5
Coding region: 76-759 (227 amino acids)
Biological process (GO): nucleobase-containing compound metabolic process
Cellular component (GO): cytoplasm; mitochondrion
Molecular function (GO): ATP binding; AMP kinase activity
Source: RefSeq, a predicted model, not a curated record